This is a messenger RNA of Ruditapes philippinarum (Manila clam), 6667 nucleotides long. RefSeq lists its product as uncharacterized. Lineage: Eukaryota; Metazoa; Mollusca; Bivalvia; Venerida; Veneridae. Bases 279 to 2759 code for a protein of 826 amino acids. Gene Ontology annotation, molecular function: cysteine-type endopeptidase activity. The record is from RefSeq and is a predicted model, not a curated record. The transcript has 12 exons. Gene Ontology annotation, biological process: proteolysis; regulation of apoptotic process.
GAUACUGCCACCUGUGGAGUGAAACUGAAGACCACACUAAAUACCGUAUUUUUACAAUAGACGGGCGUUACGGAAUAUACCCAUUACCAACUUCCGGCGAGAGGUCACAACCGAAAAUUGCUUAUCGUUAGAAAUUUUUUUCUCAGCAUCUUGGCAUUGACCCUUGUUGCAGGAUGAUUAUACUUCAAGUUAAAGUCAUGAAAAGUUGACUUUUCUGUACUAGAAUAAAUCCAAAACUGGUCUUUCCAUACUCAACAAUCACUGCCAGAUAACUUAAGAUGGAGAAGAGACACAAACAGAUAUUGAAAGAUAAGCGGCCAGAUUUGGUUGAAAGCUUAAACAUGAUUGGUGGGCUCUUUACACAGUUGAUUAGUAGAGAUAUACUAGAUCAGAGGAUGGUCAGGACAAUAAAGAAUGGAAAGACAGAAGAUGAAAUGGCUGAGGGUUUACUAGAUUUUUUACCAAAAUCUAACCAAGGAGAAAAGACAUUUGACCUUUUCUGUGAGGCGUUAAUAGCUGAUUCCCAGAGUAGUAUUGUCAGAUUGUACCUUAAGCCAGACAGCAAAAAGGAAACAGAAGAGAAAAAUGUUGUGCAGGAAUCUAAUGGAGCAAGUGCUGUCAAUGAGACACUAUCACAGGUAUCUGGGUCACAGGUGACCGGACUCGGUCCAACCUAUGUCAAUAUAGGAGAGGGUGUAGAAUACAGAGACGGUGAACGUUCGGUCCAGAGUCCAGGUCACGUUCAAACUGUAGCCAUUCGAGAGGAACUGCAGACACAGAUGUACAGACGUAGUAUCGAACCAAGAGAUCUGCAUCACUCACAGUCUUCCCCUAACUUGCCUAGCAAUUCUGAACACGAUGCCAUGUUCUUUUAUCAAAGCACUCUUAGAAAUCCACAUGCUGUGUACAGUGUUUUAAAUGAUAGGUGCUCUAAUAGAUCAGACAAAGAAAGACAGUUGUUCAAUAUGGGCUUGCCACUUGCUUCAGUUUCACAAAUCAUGAACGAUUACUAUAUAGAUCCAUUGUUAGUUAGUGAUUCUGGAGGUAUAGGUCUUCCAAAAAAUGUGUCUUCCAAAGAUAUUUCCCAAAAUCCCUAUGCUCAAAAACCACAUGUGUUCAACAGAUCUCCAUAUACAGAGAUUACUCCAGCUUCCAGUGGACUUGUUUUAGGAAUGAGUCCACAAAAAUCAUUUGCUUUCCAAACUAGAGAUAAGAAUUAUCCACCAGUAUUACAAGAAAGACACUUCCUCAAUGCUAGUAAAGAGUAUAUGGAAAGAGUACAAGGUGUAGACAGAAGUAGUGAACAAGAAUUGGAAAAUAUAUAUUGUAAACAAAAUGAAGAGCUAUUCAGUGACAAAAUCAAACAAAACUAUGAGAGAUAUAAUGAAAAUUCCUCGAGUCGUAGAAAUUUAACUCCACAAGUUGAGGAAAUCCAUCCAAGUCCAUCCAGAUAUUCCGAGGCUCGUAGUAUGGUUGAGAUUGACAGGCAUAUAGAAACAAACAACAGCUGUGACGGUAGUCUGCAGCGAAGUAUGAUGUCAUUCCCUCGACAUGUAAAACUGUUGCCAACCGCCGGUCAUCCUGAUCUCCAUGGUAAAGACUCAUUAAGGGGAGAUAAUGGCCAAUCACCGAGGCUCUUGAUAGAUGAUACCAUGCAUAAACGACCAUUGACAGAAGAAAUUGAAACUGGUGCAAAACGUUUUAGAGAAGAUGUGGAUACAUGCAGUCUACCAAAUCUGAUCCGACCUGAGAGGACCCCUACAUUACCAGUGUUAGAAGCCCGAGAUGAUCAGAUAGUGAAGAUUCCAGUGCUAGAGGAGCCAUGGAAACAACCGUCCAUGCCGGCAGUGGUCGUACAACCUGACCAGAAUCUGGAGAAAAAUCAGAGGUCAUCAUUGCUGGGGGCCAUGGAUGACCCAGAGAUUGACCUCACUGACGGACCAAUUAAUGUCAAUGUUGAACUGAGCACCAGAAAGUUUUAUUUGGAACAUUAUAAACAGGCAUAUGCAAUGAGGAGGAUACCUCGUGGUAAAGCAUUGAUUAUGAACGUGAAUGAGGUGGUGGGUAAAUCAGCACGUAGAGGUACUGACAUUGAUAGGGACAAUCUACAUAAUCUGUUAUGUCAGAUGCAUUUUGAUGUAACUGUAUACAAUGAUGCUGAUGGACUUACAGCCAUGGAAAUGGUUCAGAAGUUACAAGAUUUCUCUCAGCACAGCAGUCAUGUGAGCGGGGACUGCGCUGUUGUUUGUAUACUGAGUCAUGGUGAGGAAGGUUAUAUCUUUGGUGCAGACGGCAAGAAGUUUGAACUUGACGCCGUGUUCUCACUGUUUGAUAACACUUGUUGUCCAAGUCUGAGAGGAAAACCAAAACUGUUCAUUAUACAGGCUUGUCGUGGAGGUGCACUAGACCGAGGUGUGCAGUAUUACCCAGAUGAACACGAUGGGUCAGAUGCUCGUGUUAGACAGGUGCCCUCUAUGUCUGAUAUGCUAAUAUGUUACCCGACACAAAAUGGGUACUAUGCAUGGCGUAAUCGUGACAGGGGAAGCUGGUAUGUAGAGGCCCUCGUUCAGAUAUUUAUGAAGUACGCUAGAUGUGAGGAUGUAUGUACCAUGCUCAAUAGGGUAAACCUGCUAGUAUCAAAGAAAGUGUCACAUUGUCCUAAUAUAGAUAUGGACCAAAUGAGUCAGAUGUCGGAGUACAAGAGUACAUUGAGGAUGCCUCAUCUAUACUUCUUCCCUGGUAUUGGUGGCUGCAGCUGAACACUCUAUGAUAAAUCUGUGUCCAUCCAUGUUGAAGGUGUUUGUGCAUAUAAAAUUACUUGUUAACAUUUCAAGGGAAAAGGUUUCUCUCUUUGUCCUCGACCUUCUGAAUUUCUAAAAUUGAUCAGCUCAAUUUUCACUUCGAAACAGUUGAUUGUUAAUUUUUGUGGAUGUCAUGAUAAAAAAGAGGAAGUUAGUUGACCAGCUGUAUACUGAUUGAAUGAAUGUUCAGAUCUUGUUCAAAUGUUCAGACUGCUAGGUUGUUCAAACUGGGCUUGGUCUAUACAGAUUGUAAGAGUUCAGCAUUGUAUGGGUAAAGAGGUAAUCUUCAACUGUUGUAUAUUUAUUUAACACCUAUAUACUGUAUUAAGGCAUUUAUAAUACUGUAGAUAUAUAUUUUUCAUACUCUAAAUAGUGCUACAAACAUCAUAAUCAUGUUUCUGAAAGGUAUUAUUUCAAUAAAUUUAUCUCCUUUUUUGGUUAAGGUUAUAUAGAAAUUGUAAAAUGAUACAUUUUGUUGUAAUUGUUUUUCCCUAUAUACAUGUAUCUACCAAUUUAAGGAAAACUUUGUUUCAAACUCAUUCAUUUAUUUGUACAAAUAUGUACAUAGCUGGUUGUGUGUGGUUAGACAUGGUAACUUGAAAUAAUCAUGCUGUAAAUUUGUAUACUUGGAAGAUUUUCUAUCAGGAAUGAUAAUGCAACCAAGGGAGGUAAUAUUCUCUAUUUGGAAAGCAUUUAUAAAUUAUCAGAAUAUUUAUUAUAUAUGAUUGUACUCUUCCUUUAUUGUUGAUAAUUUAAAUGCCAUAUUGAUUCACACUUUAAAUAUCCUGUAUGUUGUAAUUGAGGUUGUAUACCACUCUUAAGUGAAAUUAUAUAUAUAUAAUGCUUAUAAAACAAUUUUCAAACAUCGAAGAAUAUGUAAAAUAUGUACUGCAAAUAUUUGUUCAUAUUAUCUGUAUUCAUGAAAAUAUAUGAGUUCAUUUCUUAGUUGAAAAAUUUGACUUAGACUUUAUAGAAAAUAGAUUUUUUAUUACCUCCCUUUAUUUACAUGAAAUGUUAAAUUCGGUAAUGUCUUCAUAAAUAAUGCUUUUUGAAACUUAAAAAAUUGAUAAAUCUUAAUUUGAGCAUCAUAUUUUUGAUAUAAAACCAUAACAAAAUUGUGUUACAGGAUCUUUAAUGAAUACCCCGUGUUUAAGGACUAAUUUGGCUCAAAUCUGUCUCAUGUGAGCAAGCAUUUUACAAGGUCAAAAAUCACACAGUCAAUUUGAUCUUAGAACUAACUCACGGAUUGCACAUUUGUGACUAUAACUAGCGUUGGAUCUCAUGUGAACAAUAUAGGACCAUCACAGCUCUCUAAUGGUGUUUUUGGUGUGCAAGAUAUUGUUGCCACAUCAUUUAGUAUCUUUUUGAAGUUUGGUAACCAUAUUGAGAUUCAGUAUGGACCCAUAAAUUGUUAUGAUAUACCGGUAUAUUUUCAUCCGUUGUUUUUACACAUUCCGUCCCAAACUUUAUGUGUUCAGUUUUUAUUAAAUCUCAAAUAAUUGUACUGUAUAAAUAUUAUUGUAUAUUUUACUGAAUUUAGUAUUGUUAUAAUGCAGGUUUUUACCAAUUUUGAUAAAUUUUAUUAUCCAUUUUAUUAUAUAUUAAGAUAAUAUUUUUAUGUGUUUAUGUGUUUUUUUUCUUUUCUUUUCUGGUUUUGAGAGUUUACAUAUGGUUUAUGGUUUUAGCAUGAAAUUCUUUUGUGAAAUCAGUUUUUCAAAUUUUUUGUUCAUUUAAUGAGAAAAUCAAUGAAAUUAUUGAUUUGAAGAUGAUUUUGUAAACUGAGAAAAGUUCUACUGUUUACACUGUUUCUACUCUUUAUUGUAUAUACAAUGUACAUCUUUUUAAGAAAGAGAUCUUGAUUAAUUCAUUGUGUUUUGUUUUCUUUUUAAGUUUUUAUGUUAAUAUGAAGAUUUUUUCUUUCUUUUUGAAUAAGAUACAUGGUUACGGAACAUUGGUGGUUCUACUCAGAUUUCCUUUUGUGCCUGAAAUAAUGCACAGUGUCACCUGGGGUUUUCCUCCACCAUUAAAGCUGGAGAGUAGCCAUAUGACCUAUACUGUGUUGGUGCAACAAAACGCCCAACAAAUAUAUAUAUAUUAUGCAUUGUUCUUUAAGUUUUAUUAUUUUUUCUUCAUCGACAUAUAUAGCAUUGUUGAAUAGUUUUAUAAAUAUGUAUAGAGAGACGGGGGGAGAGAGAUAUUUGUAGAUUUUAUAACUGACGGAGGGUUAUUUAGUACAAUACUGUUAUCUAACAUAAAUUAUUUCCCUUGUUAAAACCUUUGUUAUUUGUUGAAAAAAUUGAUAUUUAAAACAUUUUAAAAUUUUGUGUUUUAAUGAAGUUUGAAGUGGAAACUAAUAAGUCCAGCAACUAUUUUUAAUCUGUUUGUUUGGGGAGGGCUCAUUUUGUGACUUUAUUUCCCCUACUUACUUUAAAGUUGGGUGUGUACUGUUAUGGAAAGUUCUGUAUGUACAUGGGUUAUCCAAUAAAUAACCUGAGAAGGAAUUAACUGUGGUUCAUGUAACUGUUGGUAGGGACAUUGUCCAUGGCAAAUAGAAUACCCAUAUUGAAUUUAAGGUCAUUAGACCGCCUCCGUGGUCGAGGGGUUAGAGUCGAUGACUUCUAAUCCAGUUACCUCUCUGGCCUGGGUUCAAUCCCCGGGAGAUGCUUUGGUUGUUAAGCACGGAGGAAGGUAAUCUAGUACUGGUGUAACUCUCAAGGAACAAUGGUUAGGAAACUACCCGCCUACAUGAGGGAAAAGGUGUAAAAUGAAACAAACAAAUAAACAGGUCAAGGUCAUCAGAAUAUUCAAUGUAAAAUCCUUGUUUGAUCAAUAACUUGAGGUGGAAUAAGCUAUGAUAUACACUGUAUGCAACUUUGUGUAGACGCAAAGUAACACUGUGUCAAAUUAGAGGCAAGAGAUUUGAUGUCUUUAGCCAAAGAAACCUUUUGUCCUUUUAAUAUUUUCAAGUGAAUUCACCCAUAAUGGAAGAUCUGUUUAUACUAAAUCACUUAAUCAAUUUUAUCAACAUUUUUUGUUGAAGAAGUAUUUUACAAGAAUAUCCAAAUGAUACAUUAUGAUUGUAUUCAGACUAUGUUCAUUGUAGAUCAGUCCACUUUGAGCAAGUUCUAUAAAAACAUGUACUCCAACAAAAUUGUUGUACAAUAAAAAAGAAUAGAUCAACAUGAGAUAUGCUCUGCCUUUUUGUUUACAAAUUCCUUUAAUGUUAUUGCUUUUUAGUUUAGAGAUGAAUCAGAAUGUUUAUAAAGGUGGUAUUUUAUAAUUUGAACUGGUAAGAUAAAAUUCUAAGGUUGUUGAUCCCCAAUGGUGUAGACAACAGAAUAUGAGCCGCGUCAUGACAAAACCAGCAUAAUGGGUUUGCGACCAGCAUGGAUCCAGACCAGCCUGCUCAUCUGCGCAGUCUGAUCAGGAUCCAUGCUGUUCGCAUACAAACCCUAUAACAAGUAGAGAAACUGAUAGCGAACAGCAUGGAUCCUGAUCAGACUGCGUGGAUGCCCAGCUGGUCUGGAUCCAUGCUGGUCGCAAACCCAUUAUGUUGGUUUUGUCGUGAUGUGGCUCAUAUAAAGGGAGCAACUUAACAUUCAAAUUCAGGUGAAAAAUCUUGAAACAAUGGUGCAGACUUACAUUCUGCUAAUACAUGGCCGAAAAAUUACAAUUGUGUAUCUUCAAUUUUCUUCCACAUUAUUUAUGCGAUUUUUGAAAAUGACAUAAAUUUUACUAUUAAGUUUAUAAUUUAAAUCACUGGUAUGAAAUAUUGUUCACUUGUUUUGGAGUACAACAGAUGUAUUAACUUUUUGUAAAACAUUCCUAACAAAGUGAUAAAGCCAAAUAUAUUUUUGUCAAUAAAA